Messenger RNA from Cyphellophora attinorum, 1002 nucleotides. Its product is annotated as putative quinone oxido. Bases 1 to 1002 code for a protein of 333 amino acids. The transcript is spliced from 2 exons. Gene Ontology annotation, molecular function: quinone reductase (NADPH) activity; zinc ion binding. Lineage: Eukaryota; Fungi; Ascomycota; Eurotiomycetes; Chaetothyriales; Cyphellophoraceae. Gene Ontology annotation, cellular component: cytoplasm. The record is from RefSeq and is a predicted model, not a curated record. Gene Ontology annotation, biological process: cellular response to oxidative stress.
AUGCCAUCCCUCCCGUCAACAAUGAAAGCCGUCGUCCUACCCGAGAUCGGUCCCUCCUCCAAACUUCAGUACACCGACUCUCAACCCCUGCCCACCCUCAAGCCAGGCCAGCUCCUCGUGAAAAACGCCUAUGCCGGGAUCAAUUAUAUCGACACCUAUUUCCGCAGCGGCCUUUACCCCUCCGCCGUAGGCUACCCCAUGAUCUUAGGCCAAGAAGCCGCCGGAAUCGUCGCUGAUGUCUCUUCUGAAGGCGACACCCUGGGCUUCAAGACCGGUGACCGGGUCGUGUGGAUCGCCCAGGGCGGCUAUGCGGAAUACACUGCCGUACCUGCGCAUCGGACGAUCAAGAUCCCCGAGGGUCUGUCCGACGACCAGGCUGUCGGAGGGUUUCUUAUGGGCAUGACUGCCCUGUCGCUCGUUCGGGAAUCUUAUCCUGUGCAAAAAGGCGACAAAGUUUUAGUUCAUGCCGCUGCUGGUGGCGUCGGAUUGCUGCUGUGCCAGCUACUGCGCGACAUAGGCGCUUACACAAUCGGUACGGCUGGAAGUCCAGAGAAAUGUAAGCUAGCGGAGCAGUAUGGCGCAAACGUGACCAUCGACUAUAACGCCAAUACCAACUGGGUGGAGAAGGUGAAGGAGCUGACAGAUGGAAACGGCGUGGACGUUGUGUAUGAUAGUGUGGGUAAGACGACCUUUGAUGGAAGUCUGGAUUCUAUCAAACGAAAGGGCAAAUUCGUGCAAUUUGGCUCUGCAUCCGGCCCACCACCUCCGCUCAACAUUGCACGACUCUCACCCAAGAAUAUCUCCCUCAUGCGAAUGACGGUCAUGUCCUACAUCGUGACACGCGAAGAGAUCGAGUACUACGGCAACGCCGUGCUCAACUUGAUCAAGGACGGCAAAUUGAAGAUCAAUGUCCACAAGGCGUAUGAUCUGAAGGACGCGAAGCAGGCACAGGAUGAUCUCGAGGGGAGAAAAACUACGGGCAAGAGUUUGUUGAAGCUGUGA